Messenger RNA from Suillus fuscotomentosus, 1205 nucleotides. RefSeq names its product Chloroperoxidase. The transcript has 4 exons. Gene Ontology annotation, molecular function: peroxidase activity. The record is from RefSeq and is a predicted model, not a curated record. Bases 177 to 1070 code for a protein of 297 amino acids. Lineage: Eukaryota; Fungi; Basidiomycota; Agaricomycetes; Boletales; Suillaceae.
GGACAUGGGACUCCACAAGCGCUUAGUACCGGGAUACAGAACUUUUCCGUCGGUUCUGUGACACUACCGCUGACAUUAUUCGGAUCCUGUGUAUACUUAAGCCCUUUGAACCGUACCUAUCUAUCUCUCAGACUUAUCACCUUCGACAUACCUAUCACUGACACAAGGAAAAUCAAAUGGGCCCCUUCUCCAUCGUGUCCCGUAUUUCCCUCGAUGUCGGGAUCUUAUUUUGGGAUAUCCUCCUCACCCUCUCCAAUCUCAUGAGGAGGAAGCGUCGCAUCGGGUAUGUCACCCCCGAGGGCCACCCAGGCUAUGGGAAGUACUGGCCCGAGUAUAGGCCUCCCAAGGAGACCGACUCCCGCUGCUCUUGCCCUGCACUCAAUGCGAUGGCCAACCAUGGUAUCAUCCCACGCAGUGGCCGCAACGUCUCGUUUAUCGAGGUUGGCCAUCAUAUUCGGGCAACAUACAACUUCAGUCCUAGCUUCUGCUCAUUUGUGCCGCGCUUUGCCGCUCGUAUGCUUGAGAAAAACUACAGCGAGGACUUAUUUGAUUUGGAAGAACUUGACCUACAUAAUGGUAUUGAACACGACGGAUCCCUCUUGCGCCUCGAUUCUGCUCUCGAACAGACGCAAUCAACAAAGCACGUACCUUUCAUUGAAGAGUUACUUGCAGCAGCUACCGGCAAGGACAAAAAAGACAAUACUGUCAUCACCACCAAAGAUCUCUCCAGGAUACUCGGCAAGCGGCGUGUAGUCGCACGCGCAGUAAACAAGGAGUUCUCUCUCAGCCUUUUCCACAAGAUCUUUGGGAGCGCAAAUGCCGCGACCCUAGUCACUAUCUUUGGAGGCCGUGUGGACGACCUCCAUAACUUCCUUCAUGAAGAACGACUCCCAGAGGACUGGGAGUCGCACAUCCGCCAACGUCACGGAAUAACUAUGAUGCAAUUAAACAAGACCAUACUAGGAAUUGAGCUUCGCGUGCGUGAGCAGGAUUGGGCAGAUGCCGCACGGGAGGCUGCAGAAUGUCAAAAGGCUUCUGUUCGAAAAUCCUCCCCGAAGCUACAUACUUGAACGUGACGUUGGGAACUCGUUUGACGUUACCGACUUUAUCUGCUUGAUUGCGACACCCAGUACCCCUAACAAUGAUUAUGAUGAGUUCAUUACCUUUGAAUAUACAUUAAUGUUCUUGGUCGUUUCGCUCACAGU